Molecule: messenger RNA, 4329 nt
Organism: Rhopilema esculentum
Lineage: Eukaryota; Metazoa; Cnidaria; Scyphozoa; Rhizostomeae; Rhizostomatidae
Source: RefSeq, a predicted model, not a curated record
AGUAUUUAUCAAAAUUCAAAACACGUUUUAUCACAGCAUUGCUAUUUAGAUAGAGUUAUUCUAAGUGUUGCAAGAAUGUCAAAAUGUGGUUGACCUCUCAAAGAACACAUUUUGAAAUAUAUACGAGUUACAUUUGCAGGUGCUCGAGUUUACCAGAAGAUUCAUUGUAAACAAAAAAUGUGUGGCCUAUCAUGUUUCUCUCCCCUGCCCCUUCUCCUGUCAACUCUCCUAGGCGUCCUUUCCUUUCCUUAGCCCCCACUUCUGCUCCCUCUCUCAAGACCCUUCUCCUGUCCCAAUGCCCAAGCCCGUUCUUCUGUCCCCAUUCCUAAGCCCUUCUUCUGUCCCCCCUCUCAAGCCCCUCGCCCCGGCCCCCAUUACGAAUGGCUCCACUCUCGGCAUCCUGCUUCGUGCUGCUGCUUCGAAGUUGAUUUGUGUUGUUAAUAGGACACGUGAAUCUUGUCUGAUAACGAGGCAUGCACAUAAUUGUUUGUUUGCGGGUUAUAUAUUGUUAUUUUAAACGCAUGGGUGCACCCAAUAAACAUAGGUAAUGAGUUAAUCAAAAAGUUGCACAUCGGCAAAAAAACUUAUUUUUUACCCGAAAAAGGGUAUUGGCCAUGAUUUUGUAACGAUUUGUAGAUAUGAAAUACACCAGAAUGCUAUUGCACUUGGCGAUUUUCGCUGUUCUGACAUUUGAUAUAGCAAAAGGUAAAGAGGUUAAUGUUGGCGAAGCGGGGAAACAUAAAACACCGGAAAGAAGAGAGCCCUUAGGCCUGCCGUUGCAACCUGAUUCAGCAAGACCAGAUGAAUAUAAGCAUGGAAUGCACCACGAUGAAUUCGAGCAUCAACCAUUUCAUGAUGGCGACUGGGGCCACAGUUCGCACGGGGGCAACUUUGGAGGUCAUGGAGGCGGCUUUGGAGGUCAUGGCGGUGAAUAUGGUGGUCAUGGGGGCGAUUUAGGAGGUCAUGGUGGUUACGCAAUGAAUCAUGGACACGAGGCCGCAACACACUCUUUUGGCGGUCACUCUGAUAAUCACGAUGUAUGGGUUGACGGUCAUGAGCCUCACCGAGAUUGGCAUGGCUAUGGGGCACCUGGUUUCAACCACCAAAGCUUCGGCCACGGUGGCCACGGAGAUUUUUGGUCUGAUCACUUAGGGCAUGACAAUUAUGGGCAUGGAGGUCAUGAGGGCCAUCAUGGUGGCUAUGGCGAAGGCUAUCAUGGUGGGUACAGCGAGGGUCAUCAUGGCGGAAUCAACGUGGGCCAUUAUGGUGGUUUUGGCGAAGGUCACCAUGGUGGGUACGGUGGGGGGUAUGACGGUGGUUAUGGUGGAGACCAUAAUGGAGGUUAUGGCGAGGGACAUCAUGGCGGAUUUGGCGAAGGUCACCAUGGUGGUUUUGAAGCGGGCUAUGGCGGUGGUCUUGGAGAGGGACAUAAUGGAGGUUAUGGCGAGGGACAUCAUGGCGGAUUUGGCGAAGGUCACCAUGGUGGUUUUGAAGCGGGCUAUGGCGGUGGUCUUGGAGAGGGACAUAAUGGAGGUUAUGGCGAGGGACAUCAUGGCGGAUUUGGCGAAGGUCACCAUGGUGGUUUUGAAGCGGGCUAUGGUGGUGGUCUUGGAGAGGGACAUAAUGGAGGUUAUGGUGAGGGACAUCAUGGCGGAUUUGGUGAAGGUCACCAUGGUGGUUUUGAAGGGGGCUAUGGUGGUGGUCUUGGAGUAGGCCAUCAUAGUGGAGGCUUUGCUCAUGGUUACCACGGCGGAAUCGGAGGGGGUCAUGGUGGUUUUGGUGAGGGGCAUCAUGGAGGCCUAGGAGGAGGGCAUCAUGGCGGAUAUGAAGGUGGAAGUGACCUAGGCCAACAUGGAGGAGACAGUGGACACGGCUUGAAUGAAGGUGGUCAUGGUCACGUGCACUCAACUGGAUAUGGUGACGUCAUCGGAGGACAUGCCGCUGGCUUGCAAGCCCACCAUCAUGGUUACGAUUUAUCAGCUUUGAAACACCCGCAUGUUUCUUCAGGAUAUGUAGCUGGAGGCCAUGGGCACACAGCACCUGAGAUUGGCAGCGAGGUACACAAUCAUGGGCACCACGAGGAGCACCAUGAGGAGCACCAUGAAGAAGAGCACCAUAUCCCGCAUGCCGAUGACUUGCACAUAACAGUAGAGCAACCAAUACCCGAAGUGCCACCACCAAAGCCAGCCAAAAUUGUCCCACAGGUAACAGGUGUCGCCUUCCUACCAGAUGAUAUUGGGACAAAGUCAGGUACUUCUGAUUCACAGAACAAUGCAGGACAGGAAGGAUUUAAAACUAAAGAUGGCACGAAGACGACCAGGCCCGUCACCACAUCGUCGUCAAAAAGAUUUGAACUGAAUACCAAAAGUAAAAAGAGGCAUAUUAAAAAGCAUAACAAAUCAUUAAAGAAAUUAAUACAAAGGUCGUAAUUUGUAAUAAGAAUUAUAAGAAUUUGUAAAUAAUUGUUAAUUGUGGCUAGUAAUUUAUUCCGUUGAGAAUAUUCUUAUCAAGAUAGGUCAGCGAUUACUCUUAGGUCUUGUACUGAACUUAUUAACUUAUAUUUAUAGAUUUUGCAAACAUUAAAUACUGUGUCCUUUCAUUUUGAAAACUCUCGCAACUUUCUGUAGGCGAUUGUCUUUUUAACUCUGUAGGCGAUAGGCUCGAUCGUCUUGAUUUUUCAAAAAAAAAAUGAGUUUCAACUUCUGUAAUAAUUCUCCAAUAUAUGCGCGAAACUCUAGGAUAUCAUCUUUUUUGUUUCUAUCCAGUACCCAUUGCUACAUCAUCAACUUUGAAACCCGCUUUCUAGCAGUUGUGUUUGGUGAACAUUCAAUUAAAGUUUAAUUUUUUAAUACUUGGGGUUAAAAUCAGUUCUACAGCUUAAAAUUUAAAAUGAAAUCAAUCUAUGCUUUUCAAAGGUAAAAACAGCAAUGAAUGUCUAAAGGACAGCAUGUCUAUGAAAUUGCUGUCAUGGAUUCGGCUGCUCUGUUAUCUGAUUGGUUUAUCCGAAGCCACUAGUUAUUGAUUGGUUAAAACUACACUCAUUUUUUUGUCAAGAAAUUGGCUUUAAGAAACUUCAGUACUCGAAGCAAAAAAUUAAGAAACUAUUAAAUCGUAAUGAAACUGAGAACAACGAAAUUUUGUAAAAACCAAAACAUGAUUGCUCUGAUGGCCAAGAAACUAAGACACAAAGGAUAGCAAUAUACUUCCCACGUCUAAAUACAGCGUCAGAACGGAAGCGAAUCAUUUGACGUGAAAAAUAGAACACGAACGUUUCAUAACAUCAUUCGUGACACCAUAAUUAAGUAACUCUUAAGAAAAAGUGAGUAUUGAAAUUUCCAGAAAAUUGAGAAACUGGAGUACUCAACAUCGACCUUUGUUUCUUAAAAAUAUAAUAUAUUUACAACACUCUCAAUCUUGGAUAACGAACAGGAAGACAUGCAAUCAGCAAAAUACCCAGACUUCUCUUAAUCAAGGAAUGAGCGAUCACACCUCCUUUUGUAUAUUUUAGAUUUCAAAGGAAUCUCAACUACUUGGAACAUUUUGUAGAUCUUCAAUAACACAAGGUCAGACAUUACAUUGUCAAGUCGCAUGAGACAAAAAUUCUUUCCAUCUAUAUGUUUCUUUGUUUCUACACCUUCCCCGACUCUACAUUUGUUGUCAUACCUUUCUUUUCAUCAUGAAUCGUAUUUCUGUUCUACUGCAGACGAUUAAAACCUGGAUUAAAUGUAAAAGAAGAUCUUACUGCAUGGAUUACAUGUUCCUUUUAAUAUAAUCAAUUCUUUACCAAUUAUCUCUCGGGCAUAUCAAUAUACGAUGGAAGUGAGCAUUUUAAGGCGGGAAACAAGGGGUGAAAAUUGCUUUGUCAGAAGCACUGGCUAACAGAGAUACGAAUGUUUUUAAAUGUUCCAUUGCAGUGUUAAUUUCUACAUUACGAGAUUCGCAAUUGAAAUUGUCGCUACCUUAUUGCUGUUCCAAACGUUUUUUAAAGAAAGUUCACUUCUUGCAGUUUCAGUUUGAUGCCUAUUUAAACACAUUCAGUUUUAUUAGCUAAAAUGUAAUUUCUUUUUCAAUAGGAUGUUUAAUUCAUUUAUCAAUACAUUCAAAAAUACGUACAAGACUGAAAAAUUGAACUCAAUGUGAAAUUUUUUUCAUUUUUUACGGGAGAACCUCAAUUUUUCUUUUCUAUGACUUAGGCAGCCUUUCCACUAGCCUGGGUUAAAACAUACCCGGGUUAAAAGUUAUCAGUUUUUAAAGUGAGUCAAUGGAAAUGGCAUUUUUGUUCGACCCGUUUUUAAUCCGUUUUUGAUCGUUCCUACUAAGCCGGGUUAA